GAAAAAACUAAACUGUGACAGCAAAUUUUUUUGACAGAACAAGCAAAAUUAAAUGUCUACAUUGAUUCUUUUUAGGUUUUUCUUUCCGAGAAUUUUUGGAAGUAAUUUUAUUUUUAUUUACUGAUAUUUGAAUUUCAAACAUUGCAAAAUUAUUAGUUACAUUUUAAAAAGAAUGGGAAUGGGUGACGAGAGUAACAAAGAGGCUGAACCCAACACCAGUAAAAAGGACAGCCAAAAUGAGAACUCGGAUCACGACACGCGCGAAAAAAACCCCAACGAUCCAGGCUCUGAAUGCUCGUGGUCUUUGACUUCAUAUUCCGGAGUCAGCGGGCUCGAUAUGGCCCGCGUACGGGCUGACGUACCGAAGCCAAUAGGAAAAAAAGAAAUGAAGACAGUAGAUCGGAAGAGCCGGAGAAGAUCACGGCCGGAGAAGCAUCGUCACGGCAAAGUGAAUAAGAGAAAGCGUUCGGAGACGAGACGUCAGCUGGUGCAUAGAGUUCAAAAGCGAAGGCCAAAGGUGACCAGGAAGAGGGACCUGUCUGUCUCGACAAUUUUCACGAGAUUGUCGCCGGGAAGCCGAAGGUCAAGGAGCCCUGGCUGCAAGUUUUGUGGACAUCGUUGUUGCCUCAGAAGAUACAAUAAGAAAAAGAAAAGGGUGAGGUUUAAAAAAGAAGUAAAGAAGAGGAUUACCAAGAAAGGAAAGAGAAACCGUGUGUCCGAGGGAAUACAGGCCGGAUCUAGGUGUGAGAUGCUAUCACCGUUGUUCGUUAAAUACAGCGGCAUUCCUUCAAGACUUCCGAAUGCAGAAUGUUCUAGAAAUUUUACUGAGAUAUCUCCGCAAAUGAUAUUUGAUAGUUUGGAGAGAUUGACGAAAUGGAAACACGCGGUCGUCACAGUCUCCAUACUAAAAUAUAUGGCUCACAAUUAUCCUGUGAACCGUGAUAUGGGACAGCUAUUGAAGGAAUUAAAAGAAAAAUUGAGGGUCGCCGCUCUUGCUGGUAUUGUCAUUUUAAUAGGAAUCGAUUGUUGGUGUCUCAGUAGCGAACUUGAAGAUACGAAGUUGACACAGAAUCAUGUUUCGUUGUUUUGGAAAAUCUACAUGGACACAAUGAAACCGUUUUCCAAGAGGAGUGCCGUAUGAGAUAUGUAUAUAUUUAUAGUGAAAAUAAUUUUCACCCAUCUCCCUAUACACUAUAAUAGAAAGAUCGAGACCUCGUGUUUGUGAUAUUAAGUUGCUGAAUAAUACGUAAAUUAAUAAAAAGUUUGUUUGUAUUUAUAUUA
Bombyx mori (domestic silkworm) is the source of this 1281-nucleotide messenger RNA. RefSeq lists its product as uncharacterized. The transcript has 7 exons. Lineage: Eukaryota; Metazoa; Arthropoda; Insecta; Lepidoptera; Bombycidae. The record is from RefSeq and is a predicted model, not a curated record. The coding region runs from base 173 to 1141 and encodes 322 amino acids.